AUGUCGUACAGUCUGCAAAUCAUGGAAUUCCCUCGUCACAAGCAACGAUUUCAUCUCCGCUCAUCACAAUUUAACCCCCGAUCUCAUCGAAAACGGAAAUCAAACGCUAUUGAUCAGAAAGGAAGAGGAGCUAGGGCUCCAGGACAACCAAUUAGGAAGCGGAUUACGUCUUCUCGUGAAAGGCAGCAGUAUUUGUCGCAGAUGAGGGCGGCAUAUAUGGGGGUUGAAGAUGAAGGGAGGUUGUUGAUAUUGGGGAUGGUGAUGUUGGGAUUGUUGUCGAUGUUUUUGAGCCAUUUUCCAUUGUACAGAAUUGAGAAGCAUUUGCUUAUCCCUCGCCAUCCUAUGGAUAGCAGGUAUGUUGAUUUUGGUUUCACAGGAAACCCUAAAUUUGUAUAUUGUCUCCCUCUUCCACUUCCUGCUGCAUUCUGUUUCGAUUUUGCUUAA
Messenger RNA from Lactuca virosa, 444 nucleotides. The record is from the annotation of a GenBank genome assembly. Lineage: Eukaryota; Viridiplantae; Streptophyta; Magnoliopsida; Asterales; Asteraceae.